AUGCAAUCUGAUACACUGGUGGAACGAGGCGCGGCGGCAGUCGACGAACGGAAAGACCUGGCGCAAGGGCUGGCCUCGUCACCAAAGCAAUGGGAAUCGUUGUUCAGGCGUCUUAAGCAGUUCACAGAGCUUGUCGACAAGAUUGCCGAGACCAUCAUCGGGCAGGUCAAACUCGACCAAUCCAUCCGCGACCUCCUCGACACCCUCGAGAACGUAUACGACUUUAUGGAUCAGGCUCAGCCUCUGGACAGCGUCAAAUCAGCGGCGAAGCUGCUCACGGCACUCGCUCAGCAGACGACCGAAUGCGGCUGGUUCAUACACGACUAUGCGAAAAACAAGGAUUUCUUACCACGAAUGGCGUCGAAUGCCUUGAAGAAACUCGUCCAUCCAACCCAAGCGGCGCCAGCGAUGGUGAAGGAAUACCAAGCCAAGUUCGCGGAACUAAAGUCGCAGCUGCUGGAAGGAUCCACGAUACGGACAGCCAUCGCCAUAGCGAACGUCGAUCUUGUCGUUCACAGGGUCUUGAACACCGUCGAAGAGAUCGCCGUGGACGUCAAGAUGCAGCGGUUGGAAGACGCCUGUGCCAGAGGUUCUCGGUUCAACAGAGAUAAGAGAUGCAUUCCAGGGACCCGUCAGACAAUUCUUCAGAUCAUAGCCGACUGGAUCAACGAUCCGCUUGACGCUCGUCGCGUGUUUCUGCUCUAUGGGCCGGCGGGGUCGGCUAUAUUCUACGACAUGCUUCGCUUGGGGUCUUCGUAUUGCUUUGACAGGUCCAACGUCGAGCUUACUCGUGCUAUCCCCUUUUUCGCCACCAUCGCCCGCGACCUAUCCGAACGUGAGCCUCAGAUUCGAAUUCAACUUUCGCGGGUCAUCGCCCGGGACUCCGCCCUUGCCACAUCGAACGAUCUUCGCGAGCAGUUUCGGCGCUUCAUCGUAGAGCCUGCGUCACAGCUCGCGAUCUCUGGGCCGAUUGUCAUCGUCAUCGACGCUCUUGACGAAUGUGACUCGUACGCACGCAGCAGACUCUUAUCAAUUUUGCAGAGUCAGGAAGCGGAGGAUGCGCUCCCGCGCAACGUUCGCAUCCUCAUCACCUGUAGGCCAGAGCCCGACAUCAUGGACGUGAUUCGGGACGCGCCUCUUGUUCAUGCUCGAUCCAUGAAUUACGUACUGGGGACGGCCGCUAACGAGGACGACAUACAGCUGUAUGUCCGUGGACAACUGUCGUCCCUCUCGAAAGUGCAUGAUGUCGAUACCAUAUGCGCCGAUCUCGUCCGCGCCGCCGAGGGACUCUUUCAGUGGGCUGCGACAGCAUGUCGCUUCCUGACCGCAAAAACUCCCCCAUUGACCAUCAAACAACGGAUGGCACUUGUUCUACCAUCCGAUGGCAAACGCACCGCUAAUGGCCAACUUGAUACGCUGUACUUAGAAGUCCUUCGGACCACCUUCUCUUCCACGCACCCCGAGGUCAUGGAGAAUUUCCAUCGGGUGAUGAGUCUCCUCAUGACGGCGGUCGAACCGCUGUCCAUCUCGGCAUUGCAGGAUAUCGUUAAUGGACAGGCAAACCUGGAUCCAGAUAUGAUUCAAGGGGUACUCGCGGGAAUGGGAUCGCUCCUAUCUGGAACCGAUCGCUUGGACGUCGUCGUGCGCCCUCUGCAUACGUCGUUUCGAGACUUCAUUCUAGAUCCCAAACGCAGCCACGAAUUUGUCGUCAAGCCAGGGAAAGAGGAGCAUCUACAAUUCGCGCGGGGGACCCUACGUCUUCUGUUGAGCGAGCAGUUGCACAUCAACAUGUGCGGACUCGAGACGUCCUAUGAUCUCAACACGGAAUACCAUGACUUAGAGGAGCGUGUACGCACGAACAUCCCGUUGAGUUUGGUCUAUUCCACGCGCUACUGGGCCGAUCAUCUCAAAGAGACUGCGUACGGCUCUGGCCUGCUGCAAAUGGCGGAACAACUGCUGAAAGUCAAGUUCCUGUUCUGGCUCGAGCUCCUGAGUCUUCUAGGAUCUGUUUCCACCUGCGCGUCGGCACUCCUGAAGCUCAAACAGUGGACACCUCGGGCAGGUCUUUUCAUUGGUUACAUCUAUCGCGUGCGGCUCACAUACGUAUUCUGCCCUUAG
This is a messenger RNA of Punctularia strigosozonata HHB-11173 SS5, 2118 nucleotides long. RefSeq lists its product as uncharacterized. The record is from RefSeq and is a predicted model, not a curated record. Bases 1 to 2118 code for a protein of 705 amino acids. The transcript is spliced from 5 exons. Lineage: Eukaryota; Fungi; Basidiomycota; Agaricomycetes; Corticiales; Punctulariaceae.